AUGCCGAAUAACCAACAGGAACUAGAACAAGGAACCAAGCAUCACAAGAGAACACCUGUAGCGAUCACCGUACAGCUUAGCAGAUCGACCUCCUCCACGACAAAAAUAAGGAAGUCAUCUCCAGCAGACUGGUCCAUAUACAGGAACUCUUGCAUGCCGAGUAACCAACAGGAACUAGAACAAGGAACCAAGCAUCACAAGAGAACACCUGAAGUGACCACUGGACCACUUAGCAGAUCAACCACCUGCACGACAAAAAUAAGGAAGUCAUCUCCAGCAGACUGGUCCAGAUACAGGAUCUCUUGCAUGCAAAAGAACCAGGCAUGA
Pelobates cultripes (western spadefoot toad) is the source of this 327-nucleotide messenger RNA. The record is from the annotation of a GenBank genome assembly. NCBI's taxonomy places the organism in Eukaryota, Metazoa, Chordata, Amphibia, Anura, Pelobatidae.